AUGGCUGAAAUAAUAGAAUUCACAACUGCUGAUGGCAGUACACCACUUAUUCAAGACUCUGAUGAAAUUAAAGAAAUGUACUGUGAGGAAUGUGAAAGACACACUGGAGAAUACGCUACAGCUGUGGCUUUUUGUGUGGAUUGUGUGGAAUAUAAAUGUAAGACAUGCAGAAAAUAUCAUAGAAGGCAUUUUAAAACUCACAAAACUCAAGACAGUGACAGUAUGCCGCAAGAUUUCUAUUUUGAGAAGUGUCUCACUCAUCCUCAACAGCUGGUUAAGUAUUAUUGCUCUGAGUGUAGCAAAGAAGCCUGUCAAGCAUGCAAGAAUAAUGAGCAUGAUAAAUGUGGUGAUGUGAACCAUUUACCAACCGUUGCUUCGGGCAUACAAAAUAGUGAUGACUUAAAAGAUCUUCAACAGAACUUGGAUAAAUUAUCUGCUGAUAUAAAAGGCACAGAAUGGCUUUUGAAUGCCAAAAGUGAAGUAAUUGAUAAACAAGAGGAAAAGGCAGCCGAAACAUGUAAGGAACACGCAGAUAAACUAAUAAAAGCAUACAAACAACAACAUCAAGAUCUACUUGAAGAUUUUGAUAAGAAGAUUGAGGAGACCAUUGCGAAGUUGAAGAAAGAAAGGCUUAAACUAGUUCAACAGUUAUCUGAAAAGGAGAGAAAAUUUAAAAACAAGAUAGCGAAAGCUGAAACAGAUAUGAAAAAAGAGGUUGUUAGCACAAACACAGAAUUUAAGGUACUCAGAUCAGAACAUUUGAAUCUGGUUGGAAAUUUUAGGGUCCUUACUGCUGAGCUAGAACAGGACCAAAAAUCAGGUCAAAACUGUAAAAUACUUAUGAAAUUGAAUUUUACAAAAGAACUGUGUGAAGACCCUCGCCGAAAUAUUAAACAAAUUCAACAAGCCUACAUACAGACCUACAAACUCAAAACCUCCGAGAUUAAACCGACAGAACAAUCUCAAGAAAGUGCUACAAGAUUUUACACUUUUAAAGAAAUAUCAGCUUUAGAAAGAAGAGUUGUCUUUAUCUAA
Ruditapes philippinarum (Manila clam) is the source of this 1035-nucleotide messenger RNA. Its product is annotated as E3 ubiquitin-protein ligase TRIM33-like. The transcript has a single exon. Gene Ontology annotation, cellular component: chromatin; nucleoplasm. Bases 1 to 1035 code for a protein of 344 amino acids. Gene Ontology annotation, molecular function: ubiquitin-protein transferase activity; zinc ion binding. The record is from RefSeq and is a predicted model, not a curated record. Lineage: Eukaryota; Metazoa; Mollusca; Bivalvia; Venerida; Veneridae. Gene Ontology annotation, biological process: positive regulation of DNA-templated transcription.